GUUCAAAACAUCGAACAGAGUUUAAAUUCCGCUCGGAGGUGCCGAUAUCCCAUACUUUGUCCCGCCAGACUGGCCCAAUCCCCGACAUCUGGAGUCGACGGCUGCUAGUGAUUGGAAUUUGAAAACGUGACUCGGAAUGUUCACCGAAUUGCCAAUUGAUAGCCUGACCUUGCCAGCAGAUAGUAUUGCAGGUACAACCACGUACGCAAGAACAUAUAAGUAUCUUCUUACUCCCAUAUCACAUAAUUUGUUUUUCCUUUGCGAUUAUCCUCGCUGUCACGGUUUCUGCGUUGACCCAUCAGUCUCUGCCACGCCCAUCGAUGCAACGGCGCUGACUCGGAGAAAUGUCCCCAACCGACCAAUUGGCAUAUGCAUGUGCGUGUACUCCAUGGUAUGUACAUGAUGAUGAUUCGAUUCACGGGGGCUUUACAUUGGACCUUAUAAACGUUUGAACCUUGACUCCGGAUGUCCGCAUACUCUACAGAUCAACGGCCACAAUGCUGCCCUUGCUGGACGGCCUGCGUCUCCCCACAACUAAGGUACUACUCACAACUGAGACUUUUGCUUCUCGAGUCCUUCCACCACUCGCAUGUAGUUUCGCCACAGCUUUUCUUGUCCUGCUGCCACGAACGCAGCCAGUCCGCAUUGCGUUGUGGCCCAUCACAGCGAUCCUUGCAUUUCGCGCGGCGACAUCGCUAGACAUGUCCAUGGAGCAACCGGAUCUUACCUUUUUGAAUAUGCAGCUGCAAGUGAGUUCAUGUAUUCGCAUCAAUUGCCACACCGUUCAACUUAUCUCUCAGAUAUCCAUGUUUUUAAUUGCAGCGCGUACCCUUGAAUGGACGGUGCAGACGAAACCUUUUGUUCGUACGGCUCGCCCAUCGUCAACCGACGUGCCAAAGCAAAAUCUUGUGCUCGACACAAUUGAUUUAAUAUGUACCGCUCGAGGCUGUGGCUGGGACUGGUCGCAGGGACUGUACAUCCCGCCCGAGACACAUCCUACAUCCUCACGAUUGGCCUUUGCUACAUCCGUCCUAGUCUCUGGUCUAAAGCACUUAUUUCUUUGUGGCGCGAUCCACUCUGCCGUGAGGUCUUUCUCUCCAGAUACAUUCGGAUCUGUUGAUGGUGGUACCAUCUUCGACGACUCACUUCCUCCACACCUUCGUUAUUUACGAUCGAGUAUCAUCACGACGCUAUGCGCAUUCACCAUCUACUCAUUACUCCAAGCUGGUUACGAGAUCACCGUAGUCAUCUGCGUACUGAUAUUGAGGCAACAUCCAGACCAAUGCCCCCCCUCAUUUGACUCUCCCUGGCGCGCCACCUCUCUCAGAGAAUUCUGGAGCCGUCGCUGGCAUCAGUGGUUGCGUCGGGUGUUCAUUUUCUUCGGGGGAAACCCACUUUAUCUACUCUUUGGGCGUGUCGGGGGCGUCAUGGGCGCGUUUCUCGUUUCUGGGUUUAUUCACCACCUCCAAGUACUCCCCUUCGACCCGUCCUCGGAGAUGUGGCGCAUGAUGCUGCCAUUUGGAAUGAUGGGAAUUGGGAUGGUCAUUGAGCGUGCUGUUUCGGGGAAUAAGACAGGUGGCUGGAUAGGAUGGACGUGGACAAUGUGCUGGUUGGUGUUGUGGGGGAACGUGAUGGUGGAUGGGUGGGCAAGAACUGGGUUGUUUGGGAGUUCGAGCGCGUUGGAUAGUGCGACGCCUGUAAGGCAACCGAUUGAGCGGCUGGUGAGGACAUUUGACGAGUAUCUGCAUGCUAUUAGCAGAAAACCGUGAUGGCAGAAAUCUGUAGAUAUCCCAGUAGCUGAUACUAAAAUUGUGAGAUACUAUCG
Messenger RNA from Suillus plorans, 1825 nucleotides. RefSeq lists its product as uncharacterized. Gene Ontology annotation, biological process: lipid metabolic process. Bases 498 to 1769 code for a protein of 423 amino acids. The transcript has a single exon. The record is from RefSeq and is a predicted model, not a curated record. NCBI's taxonomy places the organism in Eukaryota, Fungi, Basidiomycota, Agaricomycetes, Boletales, Suillaceae.